This is a messenger RNA of Aptenodytes forsteri (emperor penguin), 1680 nucleotides long. RefSeq names its product nitrilase family member 2 (gene NIT2). Lineage: Eukaryota; Metazoa; Chordata; Aves; Sphenisciformes; Spheniscidae. The transcript is spliced from 11 exons. Gene Ontology annotation, cellular component: mitochondrion. The record is from RefSeq and is a predicted model, not a curated record. Bases 36 to 980 code for a protein of 314 amino acids. Gene Ontology annotation, molecular function: omega-amidase activity. Gene Ontology annotation, biological process: L-glutamine metabolic process; oxaloacetate metabolic process.
AGCACUGUAAGGGAGGAGCCGGAGCCGGGCGGGGGAUGCAGGCGGCGCGCGGAGCUAUGGCCAACUUCCGCCUGGCUCUUAUUCAGCUUCAUGUAUCUGCUGUUAAAUCAGAUAACCUUCAACGAGCCUGUGGACUGGUGAGAGAAGCAUCAGCUAAAGGAGCAAAAGUUGUGGCUUUACCUGAAUGCUUUAAUUCUCCAUAUGGAACCCAAUACUUCAAGGAGUAUGCAGAGAAGAUCCCUGGGGAAUCGACACAAAAGCUCUCAGAAGUUGCAAAGGAGUGCAGCAUAUAUCUUGUCGGAGGAUCCAUUCCAGAAGAGGAUGGUGGAAAGCUGUAUAAUACAUGUACUGUCUUUGGGCCUGAUGGUGCUAUGUUGGCAAAGCAUAGGAAGGUGAACAACAGCUUAUUUCUUUCAAGGAAAGACAAAAAAGAGAAUGCAAGGUCACUUGGAACAAACGCGGUGGUGCAAAAUACCUCUGGGGUGCAGGUUCAUUUGUUUGACAUUAAUAUUCCUGGGAAGAUACAGUUCAAAGAGUCUGAAACACUGAGUCCAGGGAAUAGUUUCUCCAUGUUUGAUACUCCAUACUGUAAAGUGGGCCUGGGCAUCUGCUAUGAUAUCAGAUUUGCUGAGAUGGCUCAAAUCUACGGACAGAAAGGUUGCCAGCUGCUGAUAUAUCCAGGGGCUUUUAACCUGACAACAGGACCAGCUCAUUGGGAACUGCUACAAAGGGGACGAGCUGUUGAUAAUCAAGUCUACGUAGCUACUGUAUCUCCUGCUAGAGACGAAAAAGCAUCCUAUGUUGCCUGGGGACACAGCACUGUAGUAAAUCCAUGGGGUGAAGUCAUAGCCAAAGCUGGGGCUGAGGAGACAGUUAUAUACACAGAUAUAGAUCUGAAGAAACUCGCAGAAAUACGUCAACAAAUUCCUAUUUUAAGCCAGAAGCGUUGUGAUCUCUAUGGCAGAGAGAUGAAAAAGUGAAGCUGGGUGAACAGGGAAGGUUCAGCUGGCACAAUGGCUGCUGCUUUCAUCUUCGGAAGGAUUCCCUUACUAGUUGCUCCACAAGCUACUGCUAAAUGUGCCAGUUAAUUUAAAAAACAACUUGGUGGUAUAAUUCUAAAAUUGAUUCAAGUACAGCUUUUAUAUCUCCUCUUAUACUUUAAUAUUUUAUAGUAUUUUACAGCUAGGAUUAAGACGGAGGUGGAAUCAGUUCAACACAGUAGUAGUUAACAUUGCUUUUUAUGCAUCACAAUGUUUUAGUUACCUUUUUGGGGCUUUUUUGUAGAACGUAAAAAUGGGAACUUUGUUCUCUCUGGAAACUUGCUGAAGUCAGCUUUGGUAUUAUGAAUUUUUCAGUGAAUUAUGAGAUAAUCCAGAAGCAUGAUUCUUCCACUUCUGUCCUUCUUAGUUGUAUGUGCCUUAACAAAGCUCAUUGAAUGCUCAACUUCUAACUUGGAAAGCUCAAAAUUUAACACACUAAGCAAAACAGGCCAAAUUCUGCUCUGUACUACUUAGGGACAAUGCAAGAAGCUGCCAGACAGAACUACUACUAUAGUAGAAUCUGUAACAGGUUUUGGUUCAUGUGUCUUGCCUGAAAUGUAUGUAUUAAAUUCUCCUUACUGCAAUUCCUGUUUAUUGCUGAAGUGAUGCAGGUUACUGUUUUGUUAAAGCAAUUCACAUG